Molecule: messenger RNA, 957 nt
Organism: Anopheles aquasalis
Lineage: Eukaryota; Metazoa; Arthropoda; Insecta; Diptera; Culicidae
Molecular function (GO): N-acetyltransferase activity
Source: RefSeq, a predicted model, not a curated record
CAUCCCGACAAUGAUUGUUAUGUAGGUCGAUCCUGUUGUAUCAAUCUUCCCAGUGUUCUUAUCAGUGGCAGCAACUUAUCAACCACCAUACCAUACGUUGAAAGCGACUCUAUCACAGCACAUUUCCCCCGGUCAUUGCCGUAUUGGUAGUGAACGAAGACACUGGACUACAAAAUGUGGACCUGGCAGCGCCCUGAUACUAUUCCGUACCCCUCAGUGUGGCAUCGAUUUAGUGCUCGUGCACCGGAUUCGAACGAUCAACUAGUUAGCUACGUGGUUCAGGAUGUGCCCGAGGACCGAUUUGAGGAAUGCAUUGACCACAUGUGUUCUUACUUUAUACGGGAUGAGCCUAUUUGCCGCGCCAUUCGGUUAACAAGCGAUCCUGUUGGAAUACGUGAGUUCAGCAAUUUGUGGCGCCAAGUCCUCUUGCAACACUGUGCCGUCGUUUGCCUUCGCGAAGAUACUGGUGAGCUCGUUGGUGCCAAUAUUCUGACCGUUGUCUCCCGGACUGAUGGCAAGUCAGCGCUACCUAUCCAUAGUGCAGGAGUGAGAAAGAUGAUCGACUGCACGCUAUACUUGACGGAGCAGGCCAAACUAUUUGAACGCUAUCCGAUUGAGUGUUUCUUGUCCGCCUGGGGCCUUUCGGUACAUCCACGUUACCGAGGACUUGGGCUGGCGAAGGAGAUUCUUUACGCACGCAUACCGCUCUGCAAAACUCUCGGUCUGAAGCUGUCCGCAACCGUCUUCUCGCAUCCAGGGUCACAGAUCCCAGCCAGUAAAGUAGGUUUCCGUGAUGCGGCCGUGGAAAAAUACGAAGAUCUGGAGAAGAAAGGUUUUGCGUUUCCUGACAUAAGCGUAGAGUACAAUAAACUGAUGGUACUGCUGAUCGAGUGAUUACCAAGGAAGUUAUGCAAGAAGCAACACCAUGAAAUAAACGAGCUCCAUGUUGUAGCAUUA